This is a messenger RNA of Oncorhynchus tshawytscha (Chinook salmon), 5144 nucleotides long. RefSeq names its product coiled-coil domain containing 39 (gene ccdc39). Gene Ontology annotation, biological process: cilium-dependent cell motility; cilium movement; inner dynein arm assembly. NCBI's taxonomy places the organism in Eukaryota, Metazoa, Chordata, Actinopteri, Salmoniformes, Salmonidae. The record is from RefSeq and is a predicted model, not a curated record. The coding region runs from base 577 to 3432 and encodes 951 amino acids. The transcript has 23 exons. Gene Ontology annotation, cellular component: axoneme.
GUUAAAAGGAUGUACUAUUCUUCCAAUUGUUUAAUUUUACUCCAGAUGUUUCUCAAAUAGUGAUGUCCUUUGUACGCUACUGGCCUGAGAGUGAAUUAACUAUUCUUUAAUGUGAUUAUUUACUUAACUAGGCAAGUCAGUUAAGAACAAAUUCUUAUUUACAAUGAUGGCCUACAAAUGUUAAGUAUGUAAGUUGGAUAGAAAAUAGGCAGGAUGGUUUAUUGUAAAAUAGUCAUUCAAUUCUAACCUUUUGGUGUGAUUCCCAAAGUUUUUAGUGGAUAAACUGAGUACAGUGACUCCGGUAGCAUGCAUUGCCAAGUGGUGGUAGUUGUGUGGCCCUCUUGUGACGCGUGCGAUUUUAUUUUACAACCGGAUGAUGUGGUAACUAACCACCUGACACGGUUGCUAGGGGCCAGCAUUGACAACACGGCGGUUUUGUAUCAUGUUAUGACCCUUUACAAGUUGUCAAAAAUAGAACAAAGUAGCAAUUUAUUACUUAUUGUAAAUAAUUAGUUGGCAUAUUGGGCUGGCUUGAUAUUCAGUUCUAAAAACUUGGAAUUUAGUCGUACAGAAAAAAUGUCGAACAUACUUUUAUCCGAGGUAGGCUGGGACGAGGGCUUUGCCAUCCCAGUUGCCAAUGCAGAAAAUAAAGGUUUGGAAGAUGAGCUUCAAAUGAAACAAAAUCAGAAGUUACAACUGGAGAACAAACUUGGUGGAUACAAGGAUAGAAUACAAGCCAUGGCUGAACACCUGACAAAUGUUAGGCAGGAGUUAUCUCAAACUCAGGCUCUGUGCAAAGCCAGGGAGAAAGAGACUGAGUCGGAGAUGCAUUUCAAGGCCCUGGCAGAGAGGGAGGUGGGCCGCCUGCGUCAGGAGAUUGCACAGCUGGACAACGAGCUUGGAGCUCUGAGGGAGAAGAAGAAUGCACAAGAGAACAACAUCUUCAAAGCCACCCAGAAGCUGGAAGAGCUAAAAAGCCAGCUGAAUUGGGACCAGCAGACCCUGGAUGCCUGGCUUGAGGAGUCGGCACACAAGGACGAGGACACCAUGGCCAUCAUCAAGUACGCCCAGCAGGACGAGAGCAGGAUACGGGAGCUCACUUUGUUGAUAGAGAAGAUGACGCUUGAGGCCAACCAAAAGCACAAGGCACUGGACAACGAACUGACUGAGACCAUAUCAGCACAGAUUGGUCUGGAUAAGACAGCAGAAAACUUCCGCCAGGCUCACCUAGAGAGACAGGAGCUGAUCCACCAGUGGGAGAACACCAUCGAGCAGAUGAAGAAAAGAGAUAGCGAGAUGCAGCAGUGUUCAAUGCUCCUCACCCAAGUCAACCAGGACAUCAGAGAGAGGAAUGGAGUGAUCAAGGAGAAGAAGGCCUUCCUGGAGAGCGAGACGGAGAACAACAAGGAGUACGAGAAGAAGAUAGCCAUGGCCGACCGGCAGGCGGCCAAGCUGAGACGGGAGUUCCAGGAGCAGGAGAGUAACCGCACCAGACUACAGGACGAGUUGGAGAGUCUGAAAGGGACAGUGGACAGAGCAGCUACUGAUGUCGAGUCCAUGAGGUCCCAGCUAGCCAACAUGAAAAAGGACAUCCAGGACAAAAACAACAAGGUAAAGGGGGCCAAGCUUCAUAACACAGCCCUGGAGGAGAAGCUGAAGACAGUGACUGAGACGACCCUCAGCGUGGAGGAGAGGGCCGCUCAGAUGGAGCAAGUACUGAAGGAAGAGGAGCAAACUAUCAAAGACAUGGACGCCCAGCUGCACCGCCACCGCGAGGUGCUGUUCCGUGAGAGCCAGGAGGUACAGGCCCUGAGGUUGAAGGAGAAAGACUCCAUGGCCGUGCUCUCUGGGAGCCGGGUGGCUCUCUCCAACCUGGACAGCCGCCUCAGUAAACUGGACCAGAACUCCCUCAAGCAGCAGGAGAUCAUCUACAACCAGGACUUCCAGAUCCAGCUGCUUGAGAGGAAGAUGUUGCGUCUGCGUGGCGAGGUGAACACGGAGGAGAAGCAGGUCCUGGAGAAGAAGGCCCAAAAGCUGGCCCACAGGCUGGAAGAGAAGAAGAGGACGGCCACCAUGCUCACCACCCAACUCAAGAAGCUCCAGGAUGAUAUUCGCUGUGUGAGGAAAGAGGCGGAGAAGACAGGAGCUGAGAAGAGUGACCUAACCACCAAGAUCGAGGAGCUGCACCUGUUCAACCACAUCUCCGACAAGGAACUGAAGAAGCUCCGGCUCAAGAAGCAGGACACCAUGGUGGAGGACAACAUCCUGAAGCUGGAGAUCAAGCGUCUGCGUGACCUGCUGUACAACAAGGCGGACAGCGUGCUCUCGCUGGAGAAGCGGCGGCUGCAGCUGCAGACGGCCAUGAGGGAACGGGAGGAGGAGAUUAAAGCACACCGGGAGAUGCUCAACAAGCAGGUCAAGAUCACUGACCAGGAGCGCCAAGGACUCAGUGCUGAGGUGCAUGAGAGACUGUCCAAGGUCGACAAGAUGAGGAAACGCUAUGAGAUUAUGACUGUCUCAAUGGCUGCUCCCGAGGGAGAAGAGGAAAAAUCACAGGCUUAUUAUGUGAUCAAGGCUGCCCAAGAGAAAGAGGAGCUCCAACGUGAGGGAGACGAUUUGGACGGCAAGAUCCGCAAGAUGGAGAAGGAGAUCCGAGCGCUGGAGAACACUCUCCACGUCGUCAACAGCCGCAACACAACCUAUCGCAAAUCCUUCAACAAAGUGACUGAGUCCAGUGAGGAGUAUCAGGAGAAACUGAAGCUGGAUGAGCAGAAGAGAGCUGCUGAGGAGAAGUACAAGUACAAGAGGAGGCAGAUCCGAGAACUGCAGGAGGACAUUCAGGGCAUGAACAAUACACUCGACAACCUGCUUCAAGAGGAGGCCAUUCAGAAUGUGAGGACUGAAGAGACCCAGUCACAUAUCAUGUCUCUGAACAGAGAACUGGUUUCCCAGCAGGAGAAACUCCACAGGGUCACUAAGCAGUGCUCCAAACUGACCAAAGAGAUCCGGUCGGCCAAGAAGACCAAGGAGGAGACAUUUGAGGAGAGGGACAUUGAGCUGAGGGAGCUGAAGGACUUCAAUAAGAAUAUCAACAAGAUGCUGCUGGUUGCCAUGGAGGAACAACCUGACCUCAGAUCAGCUCUACACAUGUACUUUGUUCAGGCCAACUUGCCCCUGCCGUCUCCUGCCUCCACCCCUGCCAGCCGACAGAGCUCAAAGACUAACUCUGCUCGCAGCUCCGUCUCUCUCAGGUCAGCUGGGUCUUCAGCCAGCAGCAGCCCAAGGGCGGCGUCAGUGCAGUCUCCCCCUGUUAAGACUCUGGAGCUGGGCCUGGGGUUGUCCGUUACGUCCCCUCCUCUCACCUCUCCACGGGACUCCCAUCCACCCAGCUCCACCAGCAGCAGCAGCGGUAGCAAGCACCAGAGCCCAUAGAGAAACCCCACAAUAGGACAGCCUCACUUUCAGCACCAGAAGGCUAAUGUGACUGUAGUGCCAUUAGGAAAGAGAAUGUGUGUCACUGUUCAAUGUGUACUGGUGAGUUGAUUUGAUUUGCAUGUUGUUGUUGAUUUUUUUUUUUUACGAACUGGGACAACUGGCAGUGAUAUGAGAAAUACACUUAAAUAUAAUAUAUGAUUGACCUUUUCUUUGAAAUGCACAUAUUUUCCAUUUGUCAGCUAACCUUUUAUAGAAUUGUAUUGUAAAUGUGCAUAAAAAAUAUGUACUUUUUCUGAAUUAAUUUUUACUCCUGGCAAUGUGUUUCUGGAUAUAUCCCAAUGAAAUAGAUGGUUGCUUGUCAGAAUGAUCAAUUAGUUGACAAUACACUUGUUUUGUUUAAAUGCUCAAUGUAGUCAAAAAUGUUUAUUUUUCUGUGUUUUAUAUAUAUUUCCACACUGAGGUUGGAAUAAUACUGUUAAAAUUAUGAUAAUGCCCUUUUAGAGUAAGAGCUGUUUGACCACCUGAAAUGUAAGGCUAUUUUGGUGGGAUGGUGUUUUGGCCUGCCUGGUGACCAAAUGCUUGCUUGAGAAAUUGCUCUUUGUUAAGGAGCUAUUUUUGUUUCUUUUUUAAAUUUUAAUUGAAAACAAUCACAGUAAGGUACUUAAUUGUUACCCAGAAAUGUAUGUGUAAUUGAGAUUUAAAAAACGGUUUCAUUGGACCUGUAAAAAAUACUGGUUGAGGUUUUGACAUAAAAUCUUGUGAGAUAUAUAUAUAUAUCCAUAUAUAUAUAUGGAACAACUUCCUCAUAGCUUUUAAAAUAGUUCAAGAGGAGGCGGUUUGACCAUUUUCUGAAAUCACUUGUGCCUCAAAUGAAUUUUUGAAAACCUGGGCAUUAUUUAAAAGGCAAAUCCCUCCCACGAUGAAUAGAAGAGUCAACUUCCUCAUGCUGAACAUAGAUUGUCAGACGGACUGGACUCUCUGAACAGAAUCUUCCCACAUCACAGCUCAGUCGGGGCUCUGUCGUCUGAAACAACAUCAUGCUUUUCCUAUUAUUUUGUGUUGGAUGUGUUGCUUUGUCUGCAGGGCAAUCCUUUGCUUCAACAACUACAAUGGGACCAAGGGCUACCACGACACAGGUGACAACACCUCCAACUCUUACUACCCCUUAUGUGGACCCACCUUUUGGUACUAAACCCCUGAAAAGUGGAUUUGCAAUUCUUCAGGUCGCUGUCCAAUCUUAUCAGGAGCUAAAUGAGACCACAGUUGGUUCUUUCUUCAGUCAGAUCUACGACAUCGUUCGGGCGAAGCGACCUGAUCUGAAAUUUCGACUGACCGUGAAAACUGUCCAGAAAGUUUGAUGGAUUAUGAUCCAAGGCAUAGCAGAUUGAAGUUCUAGUGGUACAUCAUGUUCUGCAGAUGUGAACUAUUGUACUGUAUUUUCAAUGAUUUUAUGCUGUUUAAUAUCAGUCAUUAUAUUCAUGUUAAUAAUAUAUUUGAAUGUAUAAUUUCAUUGACUUACUGACUUGAUGCACAUUCCAAUCACCAUCUGGGGGAGGAGCUGUAAUUCAAGAGUUGUGUCACAACUUUUCCCACUUUCAUAGAAUCUUGUCAUCUGCUUCCAGUGUUUUCUGAUGGAUUUGAUGUUGGACUGAAUAGUCCUAAUUACUGUAAUCUUUUCUUUGGCUAUAAACAUGUUACAAAUACUGCAA